Closterium sp. NIES-67 is the source of this 2009-nucleotide messenger RNA. Lineage: Eukaryota; Viridiplantae; Streptophyta; Zygnematophyceae; Desmidiales; Closteriaceae. The record is from the annotation of a GenBank genome assembly.
CGCCACCCUUGGUUUCAUCCACCGCACUCCUCACUAACCUAGAUUGUUCCUGCUGGCUCCUUGGUAAAGCUGACACAUAUAAGGCGGUCGUCGUGGCACUGUGGAGCACAACGUGACGCGCUCCUCGGAUAACGAGCUCUCGCCCCUUCCCCCUCCGCCAUCCGCCGAUGGUCAGCAAGGUCGAGAUUCUCCGCCAGCGCCGCCUUGUCUCCGACGCGGAAGCCGCCCGCGCCGAUGCCUCCGCGCUCAUGCCGCGCGGGGAGGCAUCCGCGCACCUGGACAGCGCGGCCGCCCUAGCGCAGGGCGGAGCGGAACCCACGGGUUCGGAAGGCGGAACUCCGCGGGGGGGCGGGGACAUGGAGGGGAUCGCGCGGCGGAGCAGCCUGACGGGGGAGAUGAAGCGCGAGAUCUGCGAGCUGAAGCAGCGCAGCGACAAGAUGUCGCAGGACAUGAUCGUCGCGGAGAUGGAGACCCGCCACGGCGUCAGGCUGAGUCGAACGACGGUAUGCAAGAUCCUCAAGGACUCGCCCAAGUGGCUCACUCUCUCCGAAGCUGAGGCUCGGCAGAAGCGGCAGAGGCUUGGCAAGUUCCCGGACCUGGAGGACGAACUCAUUGAGUGGUUCAGAGAGAUCCUGUCGCAGCGGCCCAACAUGGUGGACUCCAUCAUCGUGGACAAGGCCAAGCACCUCGCGCUGGACCGCGGCAUCCCGCCCACCGACUUCAAGAUGUCGGACGGCUGGCUCUCGCGCUUCAAGCGGCGCAUCAGCGCCGCCAUCCAGCAGCAACCCGCUGCCACCAGGGACGCACAGGAGGAGCAGUUGGGGGGGCGAGGAGGGGAGGGCGAUGACAGCGAAGAGGAUGCUGCGCCCAGUAGAAAGCGCCAGCGCUGGAACCCCUCAGCGUACCGCAAGUCCUUCUCCUUCGUGCCCACGCUCGGCCUGCCCGUCGUCGACCUGCUCGCCCCGCUGCCCGGCGAGCGCGUGUUGGACCUGGGGUGCGGCGAGGGCACCCUGUCCAAGUUUCUGUCGGCGCUGGGGUGCCACGUGGUGGGCGUUGAUUCGUCGCCCGACAUGGUGGAGAUGGCGAGGAGAGACGGGGUGAACGCCAUACUCGCAGACGCCUGCCACCUGCAGUUCUCCUCCGAGUUUGACUGUGUCUUCAGCAACGCCGCACUGCACUGGAUGAAGAGAGACCCUUCCCUGGUCGUCGCCAACGUGCGAGCGGCUCUCAAGCCGGGCGGCAGGUUUGUGGCGGAGAUGGGGGGUUUUGGCAAUGUGGCGUCGCUGGUGACGGCGCUGGUGGCGGUGCUGCGGGCCAGGGGCAUAGACGCGGCAGCGGUCAUCCCCUGGUACUUCCCCACCGAGGAGGAGUACAGGAAUCUGUUGGAGUCGCACGGCUUCGAGGUGGAGUGCAUGGAGCUCAUCGCGCGCCCCACGCUGCUGCCCGACGGCGUGGCAUCGUGGCUGGACGCGUUCGCGCAGAGCUUCUUCGCGGGGCUCAGCGAGGCGGACAAGAACGUCGUCUACGACGAGAUCCACGCCGCCCUGCAGCCCGCGCUGUGCGACUCCGAGGGGAGAUGGUUCGGCGACUACGUGCGCCUGAGGUUCAGGGCCUCGCUGCCCGCCCUGCCGUCCCCGCUCCCUGCGCAGCCUGCUGGGCUGGCGGCGCCUGGCCAAGUGAUGGGCAUGCAGGGAGCGCAGCACAUGCAGGGAGCGCAGGGCAUGCAGGAAGCGCAGGGCAUGCAGGGAGCGCAGCACAUGCAGGGAGCGCAGGGCAUGCAAGGGCUGGAAGCAGCACCACAAGAAGGGCCCAAUUGAUGGAAACGAGCAGGAAGCAGGUGUUCGAGUGGGUGUAGAAAGAGAGUUCAUAUCUUGUACAGUUCUUAUGAGACUCGCACCACGGGUUGUUCUUUACUACUAGCUGAGUGUGUACUGUGUGACAGGGUUUGCUGAGAUGAGUGGGUAGAUUUGUCUGAUGUGACUAUACAUGUGCUUACAUAUCUAAAACAU